AUGCGGCCAGACCCCUUUGCUGAUGCAAGUAAGGGUGAUGACCUGCUCCCUGCCGGCACUGAGGACUACAUCCAUAUAAGGAUCCAGCAGCGCAACGGCAGGAAGACCCUCACCACCGUCCAGGGCAUCGCGGAUGACUACGAUAAAAAGAAGCUGGUGAAGGCCUUCAAGAAGAAAUUUGCCUGCAAUGGUACUGUGAUUGAACACCCUGAAUAUGGAGAAGUGAUUCAGCUGCAGGGCGACCAGCGCAAGAACAUCUGCCAGUUCCUCGUGGAGAUUGGACUGGCUAAAGACGACCAGCUGAAAGUCCAUGGGUUUUAAGUGCCUGUGGGUCACAGGAGCUUUAUGCAAGAAGACUUCCUUACCAUGAAAAUCCCACCUGUCCCUUGUCAUAAGUUUAAAACCAGCGGGUUUGUGUAAUGUAACAACCUUGGGUCCACUGUUGAGUCUGGACUAGUGUAACGCAGUGAUGUAAUAAACUGACACGAGCCCAUGCUAUCUCGUCUUGCUGUCCCUCAUUUAAUGGAGGUCAAUCAGGUGUUUGGCGCUGUCCAGCCUGAAGCUAAAACUAACCAGAUGUCUCAAGCUAAGUCAAGGGACUCGACAUGUCAGUCCAGCAGCUGCCUGAGCCUCCCCUCGGUCCAGCCUCCUUCCCCCUUCAGUGGGCAGUAAAACUUGAGGUGCCGCCGCCGUCCUACAUGGAGUGAGGCACCGAAGGCGAGCUGGGACAUGGAUGGGGACGUAGACACCCUCCCCGAGGCAGCGCUUGCUCCUGGUGGCAGAGGGACUUGGGGAAACUUGGAACAAGAAGAGUAGCUGAAGUGACUCCUGAGGCCGGAUGCCUGGAACCGAGGCCCGGCCGGGCCCUGGUGUCGUAAGCCCAAAGCUCCCGGGGUAACAUACUUGAACCGUUCACCGUGGGUUAAACUUUUGACAAGGGAUCAAUUUUGGACUAAUGUAACAAGUAUCA
This is a messenger RNA of Nothoprocta perdicaria, 970 nucleotides long. It is a transcript of the gene EIF1, whose product is annotated as eukaryotic translation initiation factor 1. Gene Ontology annotation, cellular component: eukaryotic 43S preinitiation complex. The transcript is spliced from 4 exons. Lineage: Eukaryota; Metazoa; Chordata; Aves; Tinamiformes; Tinamidae. Gene Ontology annotation, molecular function: translation initiation factor activity; ribosomal small subunit binding; RNA binding. Gene Ontology annotation, biological process: translational initiation. The coding region runs from base 1 to 321 and encodes 106 amino acids. The record is from RefSeq and is a predicted model, not a curated record.